Messenger RNA from Cajanus cajan (pigeon pea), 1869 nucleotides. Its product is annotated as serine/threonine-protein kinase rio2. Gene Ontology annotation, cellular component: preribosome, small subunit precursor; nucleus; cytosol. Lineage: Eukaryota; Viridiplantae; Streptophyta; Magnoliopsida; Fabales; Fabaceae. Gene Ontology annotation, molecular function: protein serine/threonine kinase activity; ATP binding. Gene Ontology annotation, biological process: protein phosphorylation; maturation of SSU-rRNA. The record is from RefSeq and is a predicted model, not a curated record.
CCCUCAACUCAACCAAAGCAUUCUGCAACUUUGUUCUCUGAAUUCGUGAGAAGGGGUUGUUCACGAAUAACACAUACUGAAUACUCUGCAUUAGCUCCAGAUUACUCCGGACUCACUUUAAUUAAGAUUUCAGAAUGAAGCUUGACGUAGAUGUCUUGAGAUAUCUCUCCAAAGAUGAUUUUAGGGUUCUCACUGCCGUUGAAUUGGGCAUGAGGAAUCACGAAAUUGUACCCACUGAACUCAUCGACCGAAUUGCUCGUCUCAAGCAUGGGGGCACGUACAAGGUUUUGAAGAAUCUGCUCAAGUACAAGUUGUUGCACCAUGACUCUUCUAAAUAUGACGGAUUCCGCCUUACCUACCUUGGUUAUGAUUUUUUGGCCAUUAAAACCAUGGUGAACAAAGGAGUAUUUGUGGGUGUUGGUCGACAGAUUGGUGUUGGAAAGGAAUCUGAUAUAUUUGAGGUUGUCCGUGAAGAUGGAACAGUUCUAGCUAUGAAGUUGCAUAGGCUUGGUAGAGUCUCUUUUAGGGCUGUUAAAUCUAAGCGUGACUACUUAAGACACCGCAGUAGUUAUAAUUGGCUCUAUUUGUCUCGCCUUGCCGCACUUAAAGAAUUUGCUUUCAUGAAGGCUUUGGAAACCCAUGGCUUCCCUGUUCCAAAUGCAAUAGAACACAAUAGGCAUUGUGUAGUCAUGUCACUUGUCCAAGGUUACCCUCUUGUUCAGGUUAAACAGUUACCGAAUCCAGAGACAGUUUUUGAGACAAUUAUUGGUUUAGUUGUUCGGCUGGCAGAGCAUGGCCUCAUUCAUUGUGAUUUCAAUGAAUUUAACAUCAUGAUUGAUGAUGAUGAAAAAAUUACAAUGAUUGAUUUUCCACAAAUGGUAUCGGUGUCACAUCGUAAUGCGCAAAUGUACUUUGACCGUGAUGUUGAAUGUAUCUUCAAGUUUUUCAGGAAAAGGUUUAAUCUUUCUUUUCAAGAAAGCAUAGAUGAUAUUGAUGGUUCUGAUGAUGGAAGAGAUGAAGCUGGAAAACCCUGUUUUUCUGCAAUAGAAAGAAGUGCUGGUUUUCUAGAUAGGGAACUUGCUGCCAGUGGGUUUACUAGAAAGGAUGAAGAAGAUAUUCAGAGGUUCAUUGAAGGUGGGGCAGAGAGUGAUACAAAUUCAGAUAGUGAAGGUGUUGACAUUGUAGAAGACCUGAAUGAAGCAGAAACGGUAGAUGGUGAUUCUUCACAUUUGUUGGAACAGAAUGAGGGAUAUGAUAGUAAGGGGAAAGAGGAGAGUUGUGAAGCACGUGAAAGCAGUGGAUCUGAAAAGGAAGAUGCAAGUGACAAUGAGGAAAACAAUCAAGAUGCAAUGGAAAAUGAAGCCGAACUCGAUAAGAGCUUGAAUAAGCAAAGACGACGAGCCAUAGCGGCAGCUCAUAGGGGUCGAAAGACUCUUGCAUCCAGAAAUUCGUACAAGGACAAAGGUGGUAGGUCAUCUCACAAUUCUAAAAUCCAGAAACAGUUGAGCAGCUGGUGAGAUAUGGGAGACAAAACCCAUUUUAAUGACCUUGUUGUGGAGUGAACUGAAUGAAAAGGACUUCAUAUAGUUUCAAUGGUGCCAUGUAUCAGAUAGCAUUGAAGUUUUGGUAGGCUAUCGUAGUUUGCCUUUAUAUGUUCAAAGUUCAAUAUAUGUAAAGUUCGAAGAUAUGAAAGCAAAUAGGAUUGUCGACCCUCCUGUGGAGGAUAAUCAUAUUCUUUCCAAGUGUUAUAUUUAUUUCAAAUGAAAAUUUUUCCUCUAUACGAAAAUUGUCUGUCUUGCAGAUUUUUUGGUUGGACAUUGAAUUUUGAAAGCUGCUAUUAAUUAUUUUCUGCUAUGAUUUGAAGUCUGA